This is a messenger RNA of Aspergillus calidoustus, 1398 nucleotides long. Lineage: Eukaryota; Fungi; Ascomycota; Eurotiomycetes; Eurotiales; Aspergillaceae. The record is from the annotation of a GenBank genome assembly.
AUGGCGGAGAAAGACCAGACACAAGCCCACGAGGCCUACGACUCGUCGCGCCCAAGUCCGCGCGAAGAGCGAUUCUCCUCAGAAGAAGAUGGCGAGGUCUUCAAGAAGACGAGCACCGGCGUCGACUUCCGCAAGGUCGGCUGGUUCAACGCAACCGUCAUCUUUACCAAGAUCCUCUUCGCGACCGGUGUUCUCUCGCUCCCCUCGGCCCUGUACGCCCUCGGCGCUGUCGGCGGCUCCAUCAGCAUCGUCGCCUGGGGCGCCUUCAACACGUACUGCUUUGUGAUCCUGGGUAACUUCCGCCUCAAGCACCCGCACUGCCACUCCAUUGCGGAUAUGGCUGAGGUGGCACUGGGGAUUGUUGGCAAGGAAGUGACCGGUCUACUGUUUAUUAUCGGCUAUGUUCUUGUUACGGGCAGUGGCAUCGUCGGUGUAUCGACCGCGCUCAAUGCGCUCUCGCACCAUGCGGCGUGUACAGUCUGGUGGUCGUUCCUCGCGACAGUGGUCAUAAUCGCCACCGCCUCAAUCCGCAAACUCGAGCACGUCGGCUGGCUGUCCUACGUGGGCUUCUUAUCAAUCUACAUCGCCGUCUUCAUCGUCGUCGUCGGCGUGACGCAGCGCGACAGACCAGCAGCCGCGCCGCAAGAGGGCCCCUACGACCUGGGCUACGUCGCGAUCAACAACCCUGGGUUCGCGGGCGGCAUGGUCGCGUCGAGCACGAUUUUCGUCUCGUCGGCGGGCACCAGUGCGUUUCUGCCUGUCAUCUCGGAGAUGCGCAAUCCGAAGGAGUAUAAAAAGCCACUGUACUAUUGUAUGACACUUGUGACUGCGUCGUACCUGGCUUUUGGGCUCGUUGUUUAUCGAUGGUGUGGCAUGUGGGUUGCUAGUCCGUCGCUCGGGAGCGCCGGACAAACAAUCAAGAUGGUCUCGUAUGGCGUCGCCCUGAUCGGCCUGAUCGUUAGUGGUACUCUCUACCUGCAUGUCGGCGCAAAAUACGUCUUCGUCCGCAUCCUCGGCAAAACAGCGCACCUGCAAUCCAACAGCGUGAUCCACUGGGGCACCUGGCUCUCCUGCACGACGAUCCUCGGCGCACUGGCCUUUAUCCUCGCGGAAUCAAUCCCGAUCUUCAACUACCUGAUUGCCCUCGUCGGCUCGGUGUGUUUCGCCCCGCUGGCCAUGAGUCUCCCCGGGUUGCUCUGGCUGUAUGACCACGGACAUUAUCGGAAGGGUUCACUCGUUCAGAAGGUUGUGUAUGGAUUGCAUAUCGGCCUUGUUCUUCUGGGCAUCUUCUUCCUGGUUGGUGCGACGUAUGGUGUCGUCAAGCAGAUUAUCGAUGCGUAUGCUACGGGGUUAAUUGGAUCGGCAUUUUCGUGUGCGGAUAACUCGAACUCCUCUUGA